Molecule: messenger RNA, 2009 nt
Organism: Gracilinanus agilis (Agile Gracile Mouse Opossum)
Lineage: Eukaryota; Metazoa; Chordata; Mammalia; Didelphimorphia; Didelphidae
Gene: FBXO24
Product: F-box protein 24
Exons: 10
Coding region: 1-1776 (591 amino acids)
Molecular function (GO): protein binding
Source: RefSeq, a predicted model, not a curated record
AUGGUGAGGAGGAGCCGAAGAAGGAGGCUACAGAGAUUCACCAGGCUGUGCGGUCGGGAGGAGGGGCUCAGGGUAAAGCGGAGCUGCCCCCCAUGUGGACCAGAGCCUGGGAGUGGUGGGAAGAAGGGCAGAGGGAACCCUGUGUCUGUUCAGCUGUUCCCCCCUGAGCUGGUGGAACACAUUAUCUCAUUCCUCCCAGUUCGGGAUAUUGUUGCCCUGGGUCAGACCUGCCGCUACUUCCAGGAAGUAUGUGAUGCUGAGGGUGUGUGGAGGAGAAUCUGUCGCCGGCUCAGCCCCAGACUCCGAGAGCAGGGUGCUGGUGCCCGGCCCUGGAAAAGAGCUGCUAUCCUAAACUACACCAAAGGCCUAUACUUCCAGGCGUUUGGGGGCCGCCGACGCUGCCUCAGUAAGAGUGUGGCCCCCCUGCUUGCUCAUGGAUACCGACGCUUUCUGCCAACCAAGGACCACGUCUUCAUUCUUGAUUAUGCUGGGACUCUCUUCUUCCUCAAGAAUGCACUGGUGUCUUCCACUCUUGGCCAGAUCCAAUGGAAGCGGGCAUGCCGCUAUGUUGUGCUGUGCCGGGGAGCCAAGGAUUUUGCCUCAGACCCACGAAGUGACACUGUCUAUCGGAAAUACCUGUAUGUGUUGGCCACACGGGAACAGCCAGGAGGGGUGGGGGGGCCUGGUGGACGGGCCUGCGACUGUGUGGAGGUUUAUCUGCAGUCCAGUGGGCAGCGUGUCUUCAAAAUGACAUUCCACCAUUCCAUGCGCUUCAAGCAAAUUGUGCUGGUUGGUCAGGAGACUCAGCGGGCUCUGUUACUGCUUACGGAGGAAGGAAAGAUUUACUCCCUGGUGGUGAAUGAAACACAGCUAGACCAGCCUCGGUCAUACACUGUGCAACUGGCACUGAGGAAGGUGUCUCGAUGUCUGCCCCAUCUCCGAGUGGCCCGAAUGGCCUCCAAUCAAAGCAGCACUCUCUACAUCACGGACCAGGGGGGAGUGUAUUUUGAGGUACAUACUCCUGGAGUAUAUCGUGAUCUCUUUGGGACCCUUCAUGCCUUUGAUCCUCUGGACCAGCAGAUGCCACUUGCCCUUUCAUUACCUGCUAAGAUACUAUUCUGUGCUCUUGGCUACAAUCACCUUGGUCUGGUGGAUGAAUUUGGACGAAUCUUCAUGCAGGGAAACAACCGUUAUGGGCAGCUGGGGACAGGGGACAAGAUGGACCGUGGGGAACCCACUCAGGUACAUUACCUGCAGCGCCCCAUUGCCCUCUGGUGUGGCCUGAAUCACUCCCUCGUGUUGAGCCAGAGCUCGGAUUUCAGCAAGGAGCUGCUGGGCUGUGGCUGUGGAGCUGGUGGUCGGCUCCCUGGCUGGCCCAAGGGGAGUGCCUCCUUUGUCAAACUCCAUGUCAAGGUCCCUCUUUGUGCCUGCUCCCUUUGCUCCACGAGAGAAUGCCUCUACAUGCUGUCCAGCCAUGACAUUGAACGCCGUCCUGCUUACCGGGACCUACCAGCCAGCAGGGCCACAGGGACUUCAGAGGCCAGUGUGGGGACUGGGACAACCCAGGAUCCUGGGGGGGCAGCCCGAGCCUGUGAGGAGUAUCUGAGCCAGAUUCACAACUGCCCUACCCUGCAGGACCGCAUGGAGAAGAUGAAGGAGAUCGUGGGUUGGAUGCCUCUGCUUGCUGCACAGAAGGAUUUCUUCUGGGAAGCAUUGGAUAUGCUGCAGAGGGCUGCUGGGGGAGGUGGCCCAGGACCCACACCCCCUGAAAGCUGACCCCCCUCAUUCCCCCAAAAGGAUGGGGAAAGACUGGCCAGGGGCCAGGACACAGGAGAGCUGAAGCGUGUACUAUAUAUAUGUGAGAGAUUUGGGGAUGGGGGGAGGGAACAGGAGACACGCACUGGGACAGGGGUUUUGUAAAAUGGUGGGGGGACUUCCCAGGAGGGGCCCCCUACCAGGGCAUCAUGGACAAAAGAAAUUUGACGGAUGGAUACAAUAAAAGAAGCUGC